Messenger RNA from Eurytemora carolleeae, 1220 nucleotides. Its product is annotated as RNA polymerase II subunit 5-mediating protein homolog. Lineage: Eukaryota; Metazoa; Arthropoda; Copepoda; Calanoida; Temoridae. The record is from RefSeq and is a predicted model, not a curated record. Gene Ontology annotation, molecular function: transcription corepressor activity; chromatin binding; phosphatase inhibitor activity. Gene Ontology annotation, biological process: negative regulation of phosphatase activity; negative regulation of transcription by RNA polymerase II. Bases 51 to 1169 code for a protein of 372 amino acids. The transcript is spliced from 9 exons.
UGAAUGAUUGUAUCUCUUAAUUUCAGAUCAAUAAUAAAAUAAAAAUAAAAAUGGAUCACACCAGUUUAUCCAAGCUUCAGGAAGGGGUGAAUAUGAAAUUAGAGGAGAACAGGGAGAGAGGAAGAAAAAUGUUGGAUCAUCUAAAUGCAUACAAAAAAUUAGAUAGUCGACUGUCGACCCUUCCUGACAAACUAUCUCAUGAUGUAAUGGUUCCUUUCACAACAAAGGCUAUGAUGCCUGGUAAACUUGUGAAUUCGAAUAAAAUAAUGGUUCUGCUUGGAGAAAACUAUUUUAUAGAAACAAGUGCUAAAAAUGCCCGGGAGAUAUGUACUAGAAGAAUACAGGCCUGUGAUAAGUUACUACAUGAACUCGCUCAAGAAAUGGAACUGGUGGAAGGAUGGAAAAACCAGACUAGUCAGCUGCAGGAGGAAGGGGAGAAGUGUACAGAUAUCAGGGAGGAGUAUACAGAAGAACAGUUGAAAGAGUGGAGAGAGAAACACUUGGAAAGCGUGCGACGGGAAAAGUUGAUGAAAAAGGAAGAGGAAAAGAAAGAGGAAAAGAAAGUAGAGGAUGAGGAAAUCUGGAAAAGAUUAGAGGAGCUAGAGGUCAGAGAAGCGUUGGAAAAAGAAUGGGAGGAGGAGGAGGAUGAUGAUGAUGAUUUUGAUGAAGAUGAUGAUGAGGAUGAUGAGACUGAUGAUGAAGAAGAUGAUGAUGAUGAUGAUGAUGAUGAUGAUGAUGAGGCUUAUAACAGUGGAGCUGAGGCUGCCAAGGAUGAUCUUGAGCUGCAGCGAAGAGCUGAAAUAACAAGAAGAGUUUCAUUUGGAAACCUACAUCCACCCAAGGAAACUAAACAGAUAAUAUUUCAGCAUUCACAAACCCAAUCCGAGCCCUGUGAUAACCAUGAGCAAGGAUAUCCAUCCCAUCCUGGAGAUAUCUUAUCCUUAGUUCCUCUAGAACCCAGAUCCAUUCUUAAACUUCCAGAGAACUUUGAUCCUGCUGCAUUUGUGAGACCUGAACCUGAUCCUGUACCUGCCAGAGAACCUGAAGCUCCGUUUAUCAACCCCAUCAGCACCUUAGUGGUAGAGAAGAAAGCUGUUGCUCCUGAACCAGCUCCAUCAGAACCAGAGAAGCGUGUCAGCAAGUUCAAGACAAUGCGGAUGAAUAAAUGAUUGUUUUUUUCAAAUCAAGAAUAUAUCACAAAAGAAAGUUAUAUUUCCAGA